Molecule: messenger RNA, 1259 nt
Organism: Monomorium pharaonis (pharaoh ant)
Lineage: Eukaryota; Metazoa; Arthropoda; Insecta; Hymenoptera; Formicidae
Gene: mtTFB1
Product: dimethyladenosine transferase 1, mitochondrial
Exons: 3
Coding region: 32-1078 (348 amino acids)
Biological process (GO): rRNA methylation; transcription initiation at mitochondrial promoter
Cellular component (GO): mitochondrial matrix
Molecular function (GO): rRNA (adenine-N6,N6-)-dimethyltransferase activity; mitochondrial transcription factor activity
Source: RefSeq, a predicted model, not a curated record
UAUCUAUUUAAAAAUUAAGAAUUAUUUGAAGAUGUCUGCUCCACGAUUGCCACCACUUCCAACCAUACGAGACAUAUUGAAACUAUACCGCUUGAGUGCUAUAAAACGUUUGUCACAAAAUUUUCUCAUGGAUCAGAAUUUAACUGACAAAAUUGCAAAGAAGGCAGGAAAGCUCACUGGGAGUCAAGUGCUGGAAAUUGGUCCUGGCCCAGGUGGAUUAACCCGAUCUAUUCUGAAAAAGAUUCCUGAACGAUUAAUAGUCGUGGAAAAGGAUCCAAGAUUUAAGCCUACUUUAGAAAUGCUGGCGGAAUCAUUCAGCGUAAUUAAUGGAAAGAUGGAUAUAAUAUAUGACGAUAUCCUGAAAACGAAUAUAGAGAGUUUGUUCCCGGCAGAAAAAAAGAGAAAUUGGACCGAUAAACCUCCGGAUAUCUUCCUCAUAGGCAAUUUACCAUUCAGUGUAUCGACAUAUCUCAUAAUUAAAUGGCUACAUGCGAUGGCCGAGCAACGCGGACCCUGGGCGUUCGGCAGGACAAAGAUGACGUUGACGUUCCAAAAAGAAGUAGCGGAACGUUUGGUGGCUCAACCGUUCGAUGAGCAACGAUGUAGGCUGUCAGUAAUGGCACAAACCUGGACAUUUCCAUCACUCCAUUUCACUAUACCUGGCGAAGCUUUUAUUCCAAAACCAGAGGUUGAUGUAGGAGUGGUGUCGUUUGUACCAUUAGUCAAACCACGCACGCAACACGAUUUUAAAUUUUUUGCAAAAAUAGCAAGACACGUAUUUAGUUUUAGACAAAAGUAUAGCAUACGAGGCAUUGAGACUCUAUUCCCCAAGGAAAAUCGCAAAGAUUUAGGUUUGAUGAUGUACAAAUUAGCUGACUUGGAUCCGACGCUCAGGCCGACACAACUUACAGUGGAGGAAAUCAAUAGACUGGCAACUGCCUAUAAAUAUCUACUGAAGAAACAUCCGGAGCUCGAGUUAUACGAAUAUCGCACGUCUCGGCACUUAUUACCGCUAAAAAAUACGCAAGAUGUUGUAGUAGAGGACUGUGCAGAGAUGCCGGAAGAAAUGAGUAUCUAAUCGGGACAAUUUAUACUCUCAGACAUGCAUCAAAUUUCAGUUUUAUUAAAUCGCAGGUUGCAUUGCAGCAGCAUUAAUUCGUUAUAAUUUCAGUUAGAACUGUGUGAAGGAAUCUGUAAAUAUACAUUUAUAUACAUACACAGUAUGGCUUAAUUCUUAAUUAAAAAUAUAGUACAAUGUA